AUGGGUGGCAAGGCAAAACAAAGCCAAAGAACUAAAAAUAAUGUCAGGCCUUCAAGCAGUGGUCGCAGUGCGGGACUUUUGAAUAAUCCAGGGAAGUUCGAUCCUGCACCUGCUCAUAUGGUUGGAGGCAAGAGCAUGCCCCCACUGUUCCCGACGUUAGCUACUGUAUCCUUGGAUCAGGGACUCAAUCAGGAGUUCUCCAUGUGUGUUAAGAAGCUUAACAAGAAGGAUCCCAUAACUAAAAUAAAGGCAUUACAAGAACUAACAGAAUUGGUAAACAAGAGUGAUGUAGAUGAGGUUGAAGCAGUGUUACCCAGUUGGACCCACUUCUAUAAAACUUUAUCUGUGGAUACCGACUGGAAAGUUCGGGAGGCAACACAGGCGAGCCAGGCGGCGGUGGUGCGGGCGUGCGGGCGGCGCGUGGCGCCCCACCUGCGACAGCUGCUGCCCGCGUGGCUGCUGGCCCGCCACGACGACCACGCGCCUGCCCAGCUCCUCGCACAACUCUCCCUCAAGGACACAUUUCCUGAGAAGAAGUUGCCUGAAGUUAUUAUAUUUUGUAAAAAUGAAAUUAUUGCACAACUAUUAGAUAAUCUUAUUGGAAAUGGUGAAUCAUUAAUCGCUCAGAGGAUUGCUGACCCGGAGGAGCGCGAAGCGGCGAGCGCGAGGCUCGCGGCCAGCAGUCUGCGGGGCGCGAGCUGGCUGGCCACACACGCGCCGCCGCCGCUCCACCACUGGAGCGACGCGCUGCUGACGCCGCUGCUGCAGCACGCCACCUUCUGGAGGCUCGCCGCGCACCGCCAGCACGCCACCUUCUGGAGGCUCGCCGCGCACCGCCAGGCGCCCGUCAGGUACCGCCCGCAGCCUGGUGCGCCGCUGCUGCAGCACGCCACCUUCUGGAGGCUCGCCGCGCACCGCCAGGCGCCCGUCAGGUACCGCCCGCAGCCUGGUGCGCCGCUGCUGCAGCACGCCACCUUCUGGAGGCACGCCGCGCACCGCCAGGCGCCCGUCAGGUACCGCCCGCAGCCUGGUGCGCCGCUGCUGCAGCACGCCACCUUCUGGAGGCUCGCCGCGCACCGCCAGGCGCCCGUCAGGUACCGCCCGCAGCCUGGUGCGCCGCUGCUGCAGCACGCCACCUUCUGGAGGCUCGCCGCGCACCGCCAGGCGCCCGUCAGGUACCGCCCGCAGCCUGGUGCGCCGCUGCUGCAGCACGCCACCUUCUGGAGGCUCGCCGCGCACCGCCAGGCGCCCGUCAGGUACCGCCCGCAGCCUGGUGCGCCGCUGCUGCAGCACGCCACCUUCUGGAGGCUCGCCGCGCACCGCCAGGCGCCCGUCAGGGCGGCGUGGUUCUCCGCGAUGGGCAGUUUUGUGGAGCGGUUCAAGGACAACUUCGAGGCAGCACACGGCCGGAAACUGUUGCGGCAGGUGCUGGCUGCCACGGACCGUGCCACGCCCGUCGCGCCGCCACUCUGGGACUGUCUGCUGCUGAUCAUGCAUAACUUGCAGGACUGGCACACGUGGUUAGAUAAAAACGAUCUACUUACAAAAAGAAUUAUUGAUCUAUUAGAAAAUGGAGGGUGGGAGGACGCGAAGCAGCUGUCGACGUUACUGCUGCCACUACUUGCUGGACUACCGCCGCACCUCGCCACCAAGGAAUUCCAUAUUAAGUUCUUCGCAGCCAUCUAUAAGGGGUUGGAGAAGAAGAGCAUAGCGAAUUGUAAGAGCGAGCGAGAGUACUGGAUAAGGAGUGCGUCGGAGUGCAUGGGGUACGUGUCGUCGCUGGAGGCGGAGUACUCGGCGGAGGUGGUGUCGGGCGCGCUGCGCGGCUGGGUGGCGGCGGCGCUGGCGCCCCGCGCGGCCGCGCCGCUCGCCGCCAGCGCCGCCGCCUGGGGCCGCCUGCUGCGCGGCUGGCUGCGUGCGCCGCCCGCGCCGCGCCUGGACCUCCUCGUCAGGGGGUUCUGGCACGGCCUCGCCGCCACCCUCGCCGACCACGUGCGCGCGCUGCCCGCCGACCUGCACCAGGCCCUCCGCCUCGUCGACGCCCACCUGCUGCUGCUCCGAACUCUGAGAGCCGCCAUCCGGCCCGAGCCGAGGCGGAAGCACGGCGUCAAGUUCCAGGACGAGGACGCCUCGCCGGAAUCUGAGGAGCGCUCGAGUCCGACGCCGGAGUGCGACCCCGACGUCGUCGAGAGAUACGAUCACAACCUCCACGAGCUCAUCGAGAAGGUCUGCGUCGGGUACUUCGAGUUCGUCGAUAACAAGAACAUCGCGGAGCCCGUUCUGAAGCCGCUCACCGCUCUGUUGCUAGAAUUCGACAGGGAGCGGACGUUCGUCGGGAUAGCGAAGCAGCUGGGGGCGAAUUCUGUGUAUGAGUUCUAUGAUAACGUCUUGAGACGCUGGCUCAUGAACGACGCUAUGCGAUGUGAAGCUAUCGUGGACAUAGUUUUCAUUAUUUUAAAGUAUAUGACGGAAACCGAACAAGACGCUACGAUGAAAUCGUUCGACUCGGAUCCGCCAUACCAGGACUGA
Achroia grisella is the source of this 2529-nucleotide messenger RNA. RefSeq names its product E3 ubiquitin-protein ligase listerin (gene Ltn1). The record is from RefSeq and is a predicted model, not a curated record. Gene Ontology annotation, biological process: rescue of stalled cytosolic ribosome; ribosome-associated ubiquitin-dependent protein catabolic process. Gene Ontology annotation, molecular function: ribosomal large subunit binding; ubiquitin protein ligase activity. Gene Ontology annotation, cellular component: RQC complex; cytosol. The transcript is spliced from 12 exons. The coding region runs from base 1 to 2529 and encodes 842 amino acids. Lineage: Eukaryota; Metazoa; Arthropoda; Insecta; Lepidoptera; Pyralidae.